CUCUUCCACGACUACCACCCCAUGGUGCGGCCCGUCAGGGACAUGCGUGCCCCCGUUAACGUCACCAUCGAUUACGAACUCUACUGCGUGGCAUCCAUUGUGAGUUUAGGUCCCUCUGUUUUUACUCUCUAUGCUUUUCAUAGGAACAGAUGGAUUGAUGAGUAUUUGAAAUGGAACGAGAGUGAGCACGGUAACAUCAAAUCCAUCGUCACGAGGGCCUCACAAAUCUGGACGCCUGACAUCACCGUCCGAAAUGGGCUUCUAGACAUGAAUGAAGAUAGUUCGACCCAGGAAGUGAGUGUGACCUCUCAGGGGGAGGUCAACAUGAACAUCUUCAGAGUGAUGACGACAUUUUGUGACCUGGAUUUAAAAUACUUUCCAUUCGACAAACAAACAUGCUACAUCUCGGCAAACAUCUGGUCCUAUACAACGGACCAGGUUUCACGCACCACACACACACACACGCACACACACACACGCACGCACGCACACACACACACACAUACACACACUCAAACACACACACACACAUACACACACUCAAACACACACACACAAGAAAUCGCACCAUCAUCAGGAUUCAUAACGCUCAUCGUGAACUUCAAAAUCCACCUAGCCAGGAACCCGCAAUUCUAUCUUACUUACUUUUUAUUUUCCUGUGUCGUGUCAGCCUCAGUUUCCACUUUCGUCUUCCUAAUGCCCUCCGAUUCCCAGCAGAUGGUUGAUUUCGGCGUGACAAUCAUGCUGUCCUUCAAUUUCUUCCUCAAUUCCAUGUACUUCAUUCUGCCGCAAACUGGAGAUUACAUCCCUUGUUUGACGAUGUACGUCAUUUUUGUGAUGUUCGUGUCAUUCUUCUUCCUCUUCUUCACAAUAACGAACCUGAUGCUGUACUAUCACCAAGAAGACGACCCACCACCAUCAUGGCUCCAACACAUUGUCCUCGAUAAACUGGCCUGGUUCAUC
Messenger RNA from Helobdella robusta, 963 nucleotides. RefSeq lists its product as hypothetical. Gene Ontology annotation, biological process: regulation of membrane potential; monoatomic ion transmembrane transport; nervous system process. The annotation marks the transcript as partial. Gene Ontology annotation, cellular component: neuron projection; membrane; synapse. The record is from RefSeq and is a predicted model, not a curated record. The transcript is spliced from 6 exons. NCBI's taxonomy places the organism in Eukaryota, Metazoa, Annelida, Clitellata, Rhynchobdellida, Glossiphoniidae. Gene Ontology annotation, molecular function: extracellular ligand-gated monoatomic ion channel activity; neurotransmitter receptor activity; transmembrane signaling receptor activity.